AUGUCAUUUAGAGGUGGUAGCCGAGGUGGCCGUGGAGGCAGAGGAGGACGAGGUGGAUUCAAUCGUCAACCUCAAGGGCCUCCAGAUGCAAUAUUACCCAUGGGCAGUUUUUUGCAUCCAUGUGAGGGAGACAUUGUUUGUCGUUCAAUUAACUCCAAGAUUCCAUAUUUCAAUGCGCCAAUAUUUUUGGAGAACAAGACACAGGUUGGUAAAGUUGACGAAAUAUUGGGACCAGUGAACGAGGUGUAUUUCACGAUCAAACCAUCGGAGGGAGUGAAAGCAGAGUCGUUUAAGGAUGGAGACAAGUUCUACAUUGGAGACGACAAGUUGUUGCCAGUUGAAAGAUUUUUGCCCCAGCCCAAGGUGGCAGGUUUCAAGGUGAAGAAGCCCAAGAACAAAGGCGCUGGCGGCAGAGGUGGCUCUCGUGGCGGGCGAGGAGGAUUUGGCAGUAGAGGCGGUUUUGCUUCCAGAGGUGGUUUUGCUUCCAGAGGCGGCGGUGGUCGUGGAGGAAGAGGCGGCUUUGGUGGUCGUGGCGGUGGUCGUGGUGGCAGCCGUGGCGGUUUUGGAGGCCGAGGAGGAAGAGGAGGCAGAGACAGAUUCUGA
Ascoidea rubescens DSM 1968 is the source of this 603-nucleotide messenger RNA. It is a transcript of the gene GAR1, whose product is annotated as H/ACA snoRNP pseudouridylase subunit GAR1. NCBI's taxonomy places the organism in Eukaryota, Fungi, Ascomycota, Saccharomycetes, Ascoideales, Ascoideaceae. Gene Ontology annotation, cellular component: box H/ACA snoRNP complex. The coding region runs from base 1 to 603 and encodes 200 amino acids. Gene Ontology annotation, molecular function: box H/ACA snoRNA binding. Gene Ontology annotation, biological process: ribosome biogenesis; snoRNA guided rRNA pseudouridine synthesis. The transcript has a single exon. The record is from RefSeq and is a predicted model, not a curated record.